This is a messenger RNA of Sinocyclocheilus rhinocerous, 4279 nucleotides long. It is a transcript of the gene mkln1, whose product is annotated as muskelin 1, intracellular mediator containing kelch motifs. Gene Ontology annotation, cellular component: cytoplasm. Bases 36 to 2225 code for a protein of 729 amino acids. The record is from RefSeq and is a predicted model, not a curated record. Gene Ontology annotation, molecular function: protein binding. The transcript has 18 exons. NCBI's taxonomy places the organism in Eukaryota, Metazoa, Chordata, Actinopteri, Cypriniformes, Cyprinidae.
AUGCAUAUGUGCGUGUGUUUCGUUCGUGCAUCAAGAUGGCGGUGGCUCCUGACAGCAGAGUGCUCUCCUACAGUGUUUAUAAAUGGAGCUCGUACUCCUCUACAUAUUUACCCGAGAAUAUUUUAGUGGACAAACCAAACGAUCAGUCUUCCAGGUGGUCAUCUGAGAGCAACUACCCUCCACAGUACUUGAUCUUAAAACUGGAGAGACCAGCUAUCGUUCUGAGCAUCACCUAUGGCAAAUAUGAGAAAACCCACGUGUGCAACCUGAAGAAGUUCAAAGUGUUUGGAGGCAUGAGCGAAGAAAACAUGACGGAACUCUUGUCUAGUGGCCUUAAGAAUGACUUCAACAAGGAGACAUUCACGCUAAAGCACAAGAUCGAUGAGCAGAUGUUUCCCUGCAGGUUCAUUAAAAUAGUGCCUCUGAUGUCAUGGGGGCCCAGCUUUAACUUCAGCAUCUGGUAUAUUGAGUUACACGGCAUAGAAGAUCCAGACGUUGUCCAGCCCUGCCUUAACUGGUACAGUAAGUACCGUGAACAGGAGGCCAUCCGCCUGUGCCUGAAACACUUUCGGCAGCACAACUACACAGAAGCCUUCGAGUCCCUGCAGAAGAAAACACGGAUUGCUCUGGAGCAUCCCAUGCUCACGCACCUCCAUGAGCGGCUGGUCCUCAGAGGAGACUUUGACGCCUGCGAGGAGCUCAUAGACAAAGCCGUGAGAGAUGGUUUGUUUAAUCAGUACAUCAGCCAGCAGGAUUAUAAGCCACGCUGGAGUCAGAUCAUCCCCAAAUGUAACAAAGGUGAUGGUGAUGAUAACAGGCCGGGCAUGAGAGGAGGUCAUCAGAUGGUCAUUGAUGUUCAGACAGAAACCGUGUAUCUGUUUGGGGGCUGGGAUGGAACGCAGGACUUGGCUGAUUUCUGGGCGUACAGUGUGAAGGAGAACCAAUGGGCCUGUAUCUCCAGGGAUACAGAGAAAGAGAACGGUCCCAGUGCUCGGUCGUGUCACAAAAUGUGCAUCGACUCUCAGCGGAGGCAAAUCUACACUCUGGGCCGUUAUCUGGACUCCUCUGUCAGAAACAGCAAGUCACUGAAGAGUGACUUCUACUGCUAUGACAUUGACGCCAACACGUGGACUCUCCUAAGCGAAGACACGUCCGCUGAUGGAGGACCCAAACUCGUGUUCGACCACCAGAUGUGCAUGGACUCUGAGAAACACAUGAUUUACACUUUUGGUGGUCGGAUUCUGACGUGUAACGGCAGCGUGGAUGACAGCCGGACGUCAGAACCUCAGUUCAGCGGGCUUUACGCAUAUCAAUGUCAAGCUGGCAGCUGGAGUCUGCUCAGAGAAGACUCGUGUAACGCCGGGCCGGAGGACAUCCAGUCCCGCAUCGGACACUGCAUGCUCUUUCACACGAGAAAUCGCUGCCUGUACGUUUUUGGAGGUCAGAGGUCCAAAACGUACUUGAAUGAUUUCUUCAGUUACGAUGUUGAUGGUGACCACGUGGAGAUCAUCUCAGAUGGCACCAAGAAGGACUCAGGCAUGGUACCAAUGACAGGAUUCACUCAGCGUGCCACCAUCGACCCAGAGCUCAAUGAGAUCCACGUUCUAUCAGGACUCAGCAAAGACAAAGACAAACGCGAGGAGAAUGUACGCAACUCCUUCUGGAUCUAUGACAUUGCACGCAACAACUGGUCAUGUGUUUAUAAGAAUGACCAGGCGGUGAAAGAAAACCCCACUAAGGCCCUACAGGAAGAGGAACCUUGUCCUCGUUUUGCUCAUCAGCUUGUCUAUGACGAGUUGCACAAGGUGCAUUACCUUUUCGGUGGAAACCCAGGGAAGUCCAGCUCACCCAAAAUGAGAUUGGAUGAUUUCUGGUCCCUAAAGCUGUGCCGGCCUUCCAAAGAAUAUCUGCUUCGACACUGCAAAUACCUCAUUCGCAAAUACAGGUUUGAGGAGAAGGCUCAGACCGAGCCCUUGAAUGCACUUAAAUACCUACAGAAUGAUCUGUCCCUUACCGUGGACCACACCGACCCCAAUGAGACAAAAGAGUUCCAGCUCUUACCCUCUGCUCUGUUCAAAUCCAGCUCAGACUUCAUUCCUCUAGGCUUUUCAGAUGUGGAUCAGACGUAUGCCCAGCGCACACAGCUGUUCGACACACUUGUCAAUUUCUUCCCUGACAAUAUGACCCCGCCCAAGGGUAACCUUGUCGACCUCAUCACCCUGUAGCCACGCCCCACACAGUAGACCACACCCUCUUUAGACCUCUCAGACUCCUCCCACCCAAAACAGAAGUUAUUUUUCUACAUUUUCCACCCGAGGUGUGCCGUGCCCACCUACUGUGUUUCGUCCUACAGAAGUAAUGCCACUUAAACGUCACUGAGAUUUACUUAAAAUGCAGAAAUAUAAUUUUCUACUCUGGAGUGCCAGGGUUGUGCUUUUUUAUUUUUUAUUUUAAAAAGGUUUAGGUUUAAAUUUGCAUAUCUGCCAAAUUGCACACCGAGUUGAUUUUUCUAUUUUGUCUUUUUUUAAACAAACUUAAGCUUAGUUUUUCAGGUCUGUUUGAGUUUAUCUUUCAAAUUUUCUUUCAUACAGGUUGAAAUGUAGGUGAGUUAUAAAUCCGAACAGUUUACAUCAUAAAGGGGUGGAUUUGAUUUAUGAACUGUAUGAUCAUCAUGGGUUCCUUUUUGCCUUGUUAUUUUAAAUCAAAUUUUUAUGGACUAAUACAUGUGCGCUGAGCCAGUGGAGGCCGAAGGCAAAGAUCAGAGCGCCCUCUAGAGUCAGUUCUCUCACUCUCAGUUCUGUUCACUCUCGAUACUGGAUUUGAAUACUGGCUUCCAUCUAAACCCGCUGCUGCUAUUUGAUGCUGCCAUGACAUUAGUGCUUUCUUUGACUCUUUAAUAGUGAUGAAACGCCCGAUUCCAUAACUAAGUUCUCAUCCACAGAUCUGAAAAGGAAUAUAGUGACGUGUUUGAGGUGUCAUGCACACAUAUAUGUACACAAGAACUGUUUUCCACUGUGUGUGUCGGAACGCAAAUAUUAUGAUGCUUCAUGGUAACACUUUGUACUUUAGAACAGGUCAUUACACUUGUAUCCAUUAGCGAAUGGAUUAGCGAACACUUUGCUGCAAUUAGACAAACCGAAGAUGUGGAUGAUUUGAUUUUUUGAAGUGUAGAUUGCGGUUUACUUCAGGUUGUGGCUGCUUUCGUCUGAACUCAAUAUAGUCCUGUGUUACAUAGACUGUUCAGCUUACUGGUACCAACUCAAAGGACCCUUAUUGGGACCACCGAAGACAGAAGAGACCCCUCACUAUUUAUUAUUAUUAUUAUUUCUUGGUGAACUUGAGCCCUGAAUGUCAUGUCUUAUGUUAUGUCUAUCUCUAUGAUGUCAUAGAGACGUCUAUAUGUACCCUUCAUUCCGUAUGAGCUUCCGGAUUGUUUACAAUUCUGGACAGAUGAAAGUGUGUUAGAUGAUAGUCUUCCAUAUAGUCCAUCUGGAUUACUUGGUCUCCAUUUGUGUAGUGUUAGUUUAACAGCAGUUGUUUUUGUUAUUCGUCUCCCUGUGCAUGAGUAGGAAGUGUUUGCCCUGCAAAAAAAAUGUUCCUGUAAUUGGAUCGCUCUUAAAUUUGCUGUAGUUUUGGCUUCACCCACGCAGAAACCAGAGGCUCAAAGAAUCAUAGGACAGUGCAUUAUGCUUCACCCUGCUGAUUGUGUCCUCCCAAGUGUAUCUCAUAUCUCAAUUCCCUGAACUCAGUAUUAGCUGUAAUUUGGCUCUGUGGAGAUACACUCACGGCGCACUGGAGUGUGGAAGUUUGUGAUUGGCCCAUUUGUGAUUUCUAAGAUUCAGUGCUCUUUAUUUCUUUCCUGGCGUGAAAGCAAUUUGGGUGUAUAUGAUUUGAAAACCAGGGCUUACUUUUGCCUUUCGUAGAUUUAGCAUUGUCUUUGUGCCAGGAAGAAAGUUCCCGAAAAAGAAAAAAGUAUGAAAACAAUGAAAUUGAAUAUACACGAGAGGAUCGACACUUACAACCGGAGACUUUUUGUCGCACUUAAUGCCAAAUACGUUUUCUUGCUUUCGGUGUACAUUUCUGCAGUGUCAGAGAUGAAGUGACUUUUUCUUUUCUUCUCUCCUGGAAAUCCUCAUCUCGUCGAGCCCCCCUGAGCGAGGGUACGUUGAGAUGUCAGCACUACACUGUGGCUCUCAUGAAUGUGUAGAACCUAUUAAAGAACUGCAUUGUAUGUAAUGUACAUAAAGAAUAAAGAUUGUAUUUUGUUCAAGUUUUCUUA